AUGGCCAGUAGAAGAAGUAGUGGGCCUCUGUCCCCUGCUGCCAAGAAGAAGUUAUUGAAAAUCCCUGAAAGCUCUAGGUACGAGGCUGUUGUGUAUCACAAACCUCCAAGCAAAAAGGAGGGCAUCAAAUUUGUCAAGGAUGAAAUGCAAGGCGUUUGGGCGCAAGACGCAAGUAUGCAUCAGAAUCCGGUUCUCCUCUGGGCAUUUCCUUAUGAGAGCAUCCCAGAUGGCUUGACGGAGACAGAGCAUACACAAGGAGUCUGGGGAUACAUGAAUGGUGUUGACGGCAAGGAUCCUAAGAAGUUUCAAGCUACAGACAUUUACUUUUAUCCACCGAAUGCCAAGAUUCCCGGAGAAUUGAAUCAGAAAGGUAUCUGGUUAUUCCCAUUGAUUGAGAGAGAUAUUUCUCACUUGAAGGACUAUGAAACCUCCUUUUUGCCUAUCGGUGAAGCGAAAAAGAGUGAAAAACUCGACGUAGGAGGUGCCUGGAAGCUGUUGUAUAAGAAUGAUGGUAAUGAGGGGGCAAUAGGACCUGGAAUGAAGAGUAAAGCCAAGAAGGAGCCUCCUCCGAUGAAGAUCAAAGUCCGUACUCCUGAGGGCAAACUUAUCGAAUUGGAUGUGAAACCAACUGACACCAUCGAUGAAACAAAAGACAAAGUCUUGGACAAGACAGGAAUUCCAAAAGAUGAUCAACGACUUACAUUCGAUGGAAAAGAACUUGACGAUCCAACAACGCUCAAGAAGAACAAGAUUAAGAAUGGAGAUAUUCUUGACAUGGAUCCUAUGCAGAUCACCGUCAAGCACUGGGAUGGCUCCGUCUUUCCACUACUUGUCACUCCAGAUGAGAAUAUCGACAGCAUCAAGAAUAAAAUCAAAAAGCACAAGGAUAUUCCUAAACCGCAACAGCGAAUCAAGUUUGGAAGCACACCUCUCACUGAAGACACCAAUACUCUCGACGACUAUGGCAUUAAGCACAAAUCUGUUAUCGAACUGCUACCUAUGGAAAUCAAAGUUCGAACCCCAGAUGGAACGUUGUAUCCGAUCGCAGUUACUCCAGAGGAUACGGUUGCAGAUUUGAAGAAAAAAGUCGAGAAGGAAACUGGUACUCCAGUGCCCGACCAAGUGUUGAAAUUCGAAGGAGAAGAACUUGAUGAUAAACCAACGCUCGACGAUUAUGACAUCAACCAUGGCGAUAUUGUGGAUUUGGGAGGAAUGGAAAUCUUUGUGAAGCACCCAAGUGGGUGGACUAUCCCAUUGAAGGUCAGUCCCUCGGAUACGCUCGAUAGCAUCAAGGAUCGUGUGAGUGAGGAGAAGGAUAUUCCAAAAGAGAAUCAACGCCUUUCGUACGACGGCAAACCUAUGAAGAAAGACGAGAAAACGCUGAGUGACUAUGGGGUUAAGAACAAAGACACGUUGAUGCUUGAGCCCAUGUCGAUUAACGUUAGAACACCAGAGGGAAGAAAGAUCAAGUUGAAGGUCGAUCCAGAGGACACCGUUGAGGAUAUCAAGAAGAAGGUCGAAGAGAAAUUGGAAAUCCCUGUCCCAGAGCAGACUCUAUUGUUCAAUGAUAAAGAACUGGAUGACCCAACAACCCUUGAUGAGAAUGGGAUUAGACAUGGAGAUACUUUGGAUCUACAACCAGCUAUGAAGAUUCACGUAAAGCAUUGGGAUGGAACAACGCUCACCCUGGAUGUCAAGCCAGAGGAUACUAUCGAUAGCAUCAAAUCGACUGUGAACGAUAAGUUGGGAAUUCCAAACAAGCAACAGCGCCUAACGUUUGACGGCAAGCCGCUCAGAAAAGACUCCAAGACGCUCGAAGAGUACAAGAUUAAGGAUCAAGAUACACUUCAUCUCGAACCAAUGGAGGUUCACGUUAAGACUCCAGAUGGCAAGACUUUGACUUUCCGCGUUGAGCCUACCGAUACCGUUGAGGAUGUUAAAGAUAAAGUGGAAGAAGAAAUCGGGAUGCCAGUUCCUGAUCAGAGAAUGCUUUUCGAUGGAGAGGAACUCAAAGAUGCUCCAACAUUGGAGGAUUACAACAUUCAAAAUGGAGAUACUCUCUUCUUGGACCCAAUGAAGAUUCAUGUUAAGCAUUAUGACGGCAGAAUCAUCACGCUGGAUGUACAACCUGAUGACAAGAUCGAUGACAUCAUGGAGCGGGUGGAAGAGAAAGCAGAUAUUCCAAAAGAUCAGCAACGGCUAACGUUCAAUAGCAAGCCCCUUGAUGAUCCUGACAGUACUUUGCGUGACUACGACAUCAAACAUGACGACACUUUGAACCUCGAGCCAAUGGAGAUCAAGGUCAAGACUCCAGAUGGCAAGAUUAUACCAAUACAAGUCGAACCCUCAGAUACCGUGGAAGAUGUCAGGAAGAAAAUUGGAGACGCAACUGGCGAACCGGCCCCUGAGGAAGAUCUUAUAUUCAAAAAUAAGCCAUUGGAUGACCCGAGUUCCACUCUUGCAGACAAUGGCGUCAAGCACGGAGACACUAUUUCAAUAGAUCCGAUGCAAAUUAAUGUCAAGCACUGGGAUGGGACUGUCAUUACUUUGGAUGUCAACCCCAAUGAUAUUAUUGGUGACAUCAAGUCCAUGGUGGAUGAUGAAAUGGACAUCCCUCCAGCAUAUCAACGGAUGAAGUUUGAAGGCAAGCCACUGAAGAAGAACAAGAAGAGUCUUAAAGAUUAUAACAUCAAGAACAAAGACACCAUUGAGCUAGAACCGAUGCAAAUCAAUGUCAAGACCCCAGAAGGCAAGAAGAUACCGAUCGAGGUGGAACCCAAGGAUACCAUCGAGUCAAUUAAGCAAAAAGUUGAAGAUGCAACGGGUCUUCCUGUCCCUACUCAGAAACUCCGCAACCCUGAUGGCGACUUGCUGGACAACCCCACAACAGUUGCCGACAAUGGCAUCCAACAUGGUGAUACCUUGACUUUGGACCCAAUGAAGAUCUAUGUCAAGAAACCAGAUGGAGAAAAGAUCGAACUUGAAGUGAAGCCAUCGGAUACGGUCGAAGACGUGAAGAAAAAGGUCGAAGAUAUCGCAGGUAUCCCGGUUCCAGAUCAAACACUUACAUUUGACGGAGACGAAUUAGAUGACCCUACAACUCUGGACGAAAACAGCAUCAAGGAUGGUGAUACUCUAGUAUUGGAGCCUAUGCGAGUCAACGUUAAACAUUGGGACGGAACAGUCGCGACAUUUGAUGUUCAACCUGACGACACAAUCGAACACAUCAAGUCGCUGGUCGAUGAUAAAAUGGACAUCCCCCCAGAGCAACAACGUCUAGCGUUUGAUGGGAAGCCACUCAAGAAGGACAGUAAGACUCUGCGAGACUACAAGAUCGCAAAUGGUGAUACCAUCGAGCUUGAACCAAUGACAGUAAACGUCAAGACACCAGAUGGAAAGGUGAUCCCCAUUCAGGUUGAUCCGCACGACACGAUUGAGCAGGUGAAGAACAAGGUCGAGGACGAAACUGGAAUCCCCACUCCCAGCCAAACCCUUCGCGACCCCGCUGGAAAUGUGUUGAAAAACCCUACAACUAUCGCCGACAACGGUAUUAAGCAUGGUGAUACCUUGGAAUUGGAUCCAAUGAAGAUAUUUGUCAAGAAGCCCAACGGAGAAAAGAUAGAACUCGCUGUCUCUCCAACGAAUACAAUUGCUGACAUUAAGGACAAGGUGGAAGACAAGGACGGAAUUCCUGUAAUCGAUCAACAUAUGGAAUUCGAUGGCAAGGACUUGAAGGAUGAACCAACACUUACCGAUUAUAAGAUUCGGGACGGAGAUACCAUCGACUUGGUGCCAAUGGAGAUUAUUGUCAAGCAUUGGAACAAUGCCAUUUUCUACUUCCCUGUAGAACCCGAUUUUACCCUUGAUCAAGUCAAGGAUAUGAUUGAGAAGAAGCCCCCCAAAAUUGAGAAGGAUCGACAAAAGCUCACCUUCAAGGAGGAACCAAUUGAAGAAGAUUCCAAGACUCUGCGUGAUUAUGGAAUCAGGCAUCGCGACGUGAUCAAACUCGUCAAGACGGCCAAGAAGGAGCCCGUGAAAGAGAAGCCGAAAAAGAAGUCUUAUCUCCCUGAUAACUGGAAGGAAGAAACCGAGAAAAAGUACGGAACCGUCAAAACUACCACCUUCAAAACCAACUAUUCUGGUGACAAUGACGAGAGUUUCUUCCAAGGGAAGAUUGGAGAGACGGAAGAAACCUUCCAAUUCAGUGAAGUCACUACCAAGACUAAGGGUGACGAAAAGAAGAUGACCCACAAAUUCAACUAA
Messenger RNA from Cylindrotheca closterium, 4263 nucleotides. NCBI's taxonomy places the organism in Eukaryota, Bacillariophyta, Bacillariophyceae, Bacillariales, Bacillariaceae. The record is from the annotation of a GenBank genome assembly.